Molecule: messenger RNA, 3716 nt
Organism: Triplophysa rosa
Lineage: Eukaryota; Metazoa; Chordata; Actinopteri; Cypriniformes; Nemacheilidae
Gene: ca5a
Product: carbonic anhydrase Va
Exons: 7
Coding region: 678-1508 (276 amino acids)
Cellular component (GO): cytoplasm; mitochondrion
Molecular function (GO): carbonate dehydratase activity; zinc ion binding
Source: RefSeq, a predicted model, not a curated record
UGUUCGCGGAAACAGGUGAACAUUUACAAUAAAGUAAUAAAAUGUUUAUAGACGUACAGUAGUAUGACAGCUCCAUGUUUGUGGUAAAGAAAAUAACAGGGUAAACUCAUUUAAUCAAAGAGUGCAUUUGGUUCAUAUUUAAUCGAAGACUAUACUGUAAGGCUAUAGUUAGAUGUUGCGUUUGCACAAUUGUAAUCUGCUAGACCAUUUAAAAGGCUGUCAGGAAUUAUAGUAAAGUGCCUUGUGUAGUAUUUUAAUCCAAUGAAAGCCCUGCUGGUCACAUUCCCUGGCAGUUUAUACAUUUCAUUCCUUUUGUGGACCCGAAAGCAUGUGACCAUAAUCUUAACUUCCCCACUUGUGAUUCAUGAAGUAUAAAGGUCUCUUUCUUGUUUGCUCAAGGAUGUAAUGUCUAGGGCAUGCCCAUUCAUAAAGAUGUCUUGAAACCCGGCUGAAUGUCUUCCUGUUUGUUCUCUUAAAUUUUCCCAGGACAUUCCUAUUGUCCGUUUCUUUUAUUUGAGUCAUCAAAUCACAGGAGGAAGUUUCAUUUUUUUCUCUUGACUGUUUCUUUCGUGAGGCGAAAAGUACAGCUCGUUGGCCGAGUCCCUACGUUUUCUCGCUUUCGUUUUCCCUCGCUAGUUGUUUAAGUUUUUUAAAUUUUUUAAAGCUUUUUAGAAGAAAUGUGUAACGUAAUGCACGAGGCGGCGUAUUGCUCUUUAAAUUUGCAUCCGAUGUGGCAGGAGCCUCUCGCGGUUCCCGGUGGAGACAAACAAUCGCCCAUUGACAUAACGGUGCGCAAAAGCGUCUUUGACUCGCGGCUCAGACCCCUGAAAGCGCAAUACGACCCGAGGAGCUGCCAGCAGAUCUGGAACAACGGCUACUCCUUCCUUGUGGAGUAUGACGACACCAACGACAAAUCCACUUUAAAGGGAGGACCAUUGGAGGACCAGUUCAGACUGUGUCAGUUUCAUUUCCACUGGGGGGAGAACAAAGCCUGGGGCUCAGAGCACUCCAUAGAUCGACGCCUUUACCCUGCUGAGCUUCACAUUGUUCACUGGAAUUCUGACAAGUACAGUUUGUUUGAAGAGGCUGUUGUGGAAGAAAAUGGACUGGCUGUUAUUGGAGUCUUUUUGAAGGUUGGAAAGAGGCAUGAGGGUUUGCAGAAACUGGUGGGUGCCUUGCCUGCCGUCAGACACAAGGACAGCGUGGUAGAGUUCACCAAGUUCGACCCCGCAUGUCUUCUCCCGAAGAACAUCGAUGACUAUUGGACCUACGCGGGAUCUCUGACCACCCCUCCCCUCACGGAGGCCGUGACGUGGAUCAUAAUGAAACAGCAUAUUGAAGUCAGUCAUGAUCAGUUGGCAGUGUUUCGCAGCUUGCUCUUUACAUCUGCAGAGGAGCAGGUGCAGAAGAGUAUGGUCAACAACUUCCGCGUCCAGCAGGACUUGAAAGGACGGGCCGUCCGUUCCUCUUUCACCCCCUUCCUACAGGACGCUCCAUCGAUGGAGUAACAACACAAAUUCACAACCUAACGUCUAAAAGAAGCACAAACUCAGUUGUUACUUUUACCGGAGACUCUGUUAUCAAUCAAGGUCUUAAACUGGAUUUUCUCAUUUACACACUCAUCUAACAGGUUGAAAGGGAUUAGAAAAGGUAUAGUGUUCUCAAAUGAGUGCAGUAUCGGAAGGGUGUUUGUUGCUGUAUUUGUACAAGUACUGAAUCUAGGAUUUUAUUUUCAAAACGUAACACAGCAUUGCCUCGGUCAAAAUAUUGGCGAGUUUUUUUUUUCACUUUUGAGGAUAAAACGCCCCCUCUUGUGGAUAACUGACAGAUUACAACACAUGCUUUCUAGUUAGUCUAGUUAGUUUUAAUUCAGCACUUUUAGUUUAAUUGCAAACUUGUUUACUGUCUGAGGGAAUUUCUUUUAAGCAUGAAACUGCACAAUGCCUUUGACUUUUAAGAUGUUAUAAUCGUUUUAACGAAGUAUUUUCAAUAUUUUCAAUUUUCAAUAGUGCAGUAUGUUUAAGACUAGAAGUAUAAUCUUUAUAAAAGGUGCACUGGUAAUAUGAGAUGUAGAGUGAUGUAGAUUAAUACGCACAAUUCUUUAAAUUAUUAGCAUUAUUGUACUUUCAAUAUUAUCAGAGCAGGUUAUUAUCAUCCAUAGUGCCUUUAAAGUUGUACGAUGAUUUAUUCUCCAUUAAUUUCAUGUAAUCAACAAAUCAAGCGCACAAUGUCUUUGGCCACAUUUGCAUCUGGGUGAAAUAUGUGCAUGCAGUACAAUAUUUUUUUACCAUUUGUUGGUCUCAUCUCAUCGAUUAAGCUCACGUUUAUUGUUGUUACGCUGUUUCUGGGACUUUAAGUGCAUUUGUAGCGGAGAUGAGGUUUGUAUAUAAGAAUGUCUUGUAGAAUUUAUUCCGGGUCACUUGGAUGUGUUUUCCACUGUAUUUCAUUAUACAAUUUUAAAAGAGGGACCUUAUUUCUCCACUAGAGGCGCAUGGGAGACCACUCAAUAUCGAAUUGGGAAGCACAGCAAGACCAAUUGGUAUUUGAAUCUCAUUCGUGGCAUUCCAUUUGCAAUUUCUAAAAAAUCCUGUAAAUGCAAUAAGGCAAAAAAUAUUAAAAUAGGGUACUGAGACAUGUUAUUACUUGUAUGCAUGCAAGUUGUGAGAAUUCUAUUGAGGAGAGAUGGAGUUUUCUUGCUUGGUAUUGAAAAGAUGCUUCAAAGUUAAAUUGCUACGGAGAUGUGCAGUUUUUUUUCAUUGCCAACUGACGCUGGUCUUUUGUUAUGGCUGAAUAACAACGUUCUUGUAUAAACUCUCCCUAAAAUGGCCUCCCAUUUGAAUGGGCCACCUGGUUCUCUCUCCACCGGGUCGAUGGCUGAAAUUCAGAGUGAUGCUGAGUAGAUUGGAAAGCUGUAUUUGCACUGUACAAACACUGGGAUAUGGACGGUUGGGAGCUCUUCCCUCCACCUGCACGAGUUUUCAGCUACUCUGUGCCCUUAGUCUAAAAAGUAGGGAACAUUCUUUCGCAUCAGGAGGGAGGCGCAGUGUUUUCCUAUUGAAGCAGGAGUGAAUAGCUUGUGAAGGAUCUUUUGUUUGGGUUUAAAUUAUGCAUUGCAGUUCUUAAUAUUUAAAUGAACAUCAAAUUGAUAUUCUUGAUAGGAUUGCACGGCUGAAAUCUUUCUGGUAUGAUUUGGCUUCGAUCUAGUUACCUUGAGGUCUUCAUUCAAUUAAAAAAUAACACUAAAACUUCACUGCCACUUUGCUUACAACUCAUUUGUAAAAUGGUCACUUAUAUACUUGUGGUAACUUUUAUAAAUGUUAUGAUCUAAAAGUAUGCAAAACUUAACAUGAUUGGAUUCCACCGUGUGCGAAAGGUAUUGUUGUAUUUACUAUGUAAUCGAACCUUCACGUUUCCGUUUUAUAUGGGUCACUAUUUGUUUUACUUUUGGGCGGAUACAAGAUUCUGCCCUGGGGAUUCAGACAGGGUAAGAGGGUGGUGCCGGAGGUUUAUGGAGGCCCCAUCCCUGCAUUCACAGCAUGCACCAAAAUGCUUGUUAGGUCCGGCUCAGCUGCAUUAAAAGGCACAUGUUUUGGUGGACUCUGCAUAGGAGGUGCCUGAAUGUCAACAACUGCUUAGUAACCUCCCAUUCAUACUGUCUGAAAUGUUUGUGUAUUAUCAUUUUAUGUGUAAAAAAUAAUAAAUACAUUUUUUCUUUA